AUGACGGAAAAGGAGUUUAGAAAACUGUGGAACAGAUACGUCGGAGACGGCGGCCGGGUUCUCAGUUCUGAUCACUUGCUGAGCCAGUUGGGAGUCGUGAAUUCGAGGAACGCGGACGAUCACCGCUCUGCGCUGCUGUCGGCUCUGCAGAAAGUCUCAGGGAGCCACCGGAAUCCACAGCCACAAACAUCCAAAGCAGCGCCGUCCAAAAGGGCCGAUGAGCGGAAGUUAUCGCUGAGUAUAGAGAGAUGGCUGAAAGAAAACUUCAGGGAAGGAGCCCGGGCCAUGGCGGCCGAAUUCGGGGCGCUCGACCCGGAAAAAAAGGGCAAGGUAUCCAAAGACGAUUUCCUGACCGUCCUCGACAGAUUUAAUCUGCAUCUUGCCAAAGACCAGCUCGCCCAUUUUCUCGCUCGUUGUGGGAUUGAUGAGAGUUCGCCGUCUGUCAAUUAUCUGGAAUUCCUUCGGCGCUCGCAAUCGAGGAGUAAAAACGGAGUUUCCAACCAAAUCUGGGGCCACGGUGCUUACAGGUUGGAAAAUAGAAAUCCGUCGAGGUCCCGUUCGGCGUCCGGUGUUUUCGAAGAAAAACUCAUCCCGCUUCUCCACUCUGAUUUCGUCUCCCUCCUCCACGCUUUCCAGAGGGCCGAUCCUAAGCAGCUCAACGUCAUCAGCCAACAAGACUUCAGAACCAUCAUAGAACAAAAAUACGCCAUUAAAGUAACGGAGGAGGAGUUUGCAGGUCUGCUGGAAAAAUUACCAGUUGAUCAUCGAGGUGGAAUCAGAUACCUGGAGUUUAUGUCCAGAUUUGAUGGCAGUGAUGGUCGAUUGAGCCUGUUUGACGGCGGCAGGACGGUUCUAACAGAAUAUAGCAAAAAACCUAAUAACCCAAUAAAAACACGAGAUCCACAGAAGGGGAGAUCCGCGGAACAGGUACGGCUUUAA
Messenger RNA from Spea bombifrons (plains spadefoot toad), 939 nucleotides. RefSeq names its product EF-hand calcium-binding domain-containing protein 6-like. The coding region runs from base 1 to 939 and encodes 312 amino acids. Lineage: Eukaryota; Metazoa; Chordata; Amphibia; Anura; Pelobatidae. The transcript has 8 exons. The record is from RefSeq and is a predicted model, not a curated record.